AUGUCGUCCGCUCUCGAUCAAUUAAAAGCCACUGGCACUACCGUGGUCUGCGAUUCUGGGGACUUUGCAACCAUCGGUAAAUAUAAGCCGCAAGAUGCCACCACCAACCCUUCAUUGAUCCUCGCCGCUUCGAAGAAACCAGAAUAUGCCAAGUUGAUCGACUCCGCAGUUGCCUACGGAAAGGAAAAUGGCAAGACACUCGAUGAGAAGGUCGAUGCUACUCUCGACCGUCUUUUGGUCGAGUUUGGCAAAGAGAUCCUGCAGAUCAUCCCCGGCAAAGUUUCAACUGAAGUCGAUGCCCGCUUCUCCUUCGAUACCAAAGCCUCCGUCAAUAAGGCUCUUAACAUCAUCGAGCUUUACAAAUCCGUUGGCAUCCCUAAGGAGCGCGUGUUGAUCAAAAUCGCUUCGACAUGGGAGGGCAUCCAGGCUGCUCACAUUCUUCAGUCACAGCACGGCAUCAACUGCAACCUGACAUUAAUGUUCUCGCUUGUCCAGGCCAUUGCUGCAGCUGAAGCUGGCGCAUAUCUCAUCUCCCCCUUCGUCGGCCGCAUCCUCGACUGGUUCAAAGCAGCCAUGAAGAAGGACUUCACCCCCGAGGAAGACCCUGGCGUUAAGAGCGUGCAGAGCAUCUUCAACUACUACAAGAAGCACGGCUACAAGACCAUUGUCAUGGGCGCCUCCUUCCGGAAUAUCGGCGAAAUCACUGAAUUGGCCGGAUGCGACUACCUGACCAUCUCGCCCAACCUCCUCGAAGAACUCUACAACUCCACCGCUGCCGUCCCCAAGAAGCUGGACUCCGCCACCGCUGCUACCCUCGAUAUCCCCAAGCGCGAAUACCUGAACGACGAGGCGCUCUUCCGCUUCGACUUCAACGAGGACCAAAUGGCCGUCGAGAAGCUGCGGGAGGGUAUCUCCAAGUUCGCUGCUGACGCAGUUACCCUCAAGAACAUCCUCAAAGAGAAGAUUGGCUCGUAG
Molecule: messenger RNA, 975 nt
Organism: Blastomyces dermatitidis ER-3
Lineage: Eukaryota; Fungi; Ascomycota; Eurotiomycetes; Onygenales; Ajellomycetaceae
Product: transaldolase
Exons: 7
Coding region: 1-975 (324 amino acids)
Biological process (GO): carbohydrate metabolic process; pentose-phosphate shunt, non-oxidative branch; pentose-phosphate shunt
Cellular component (GO): cytoplasm; intracellular anatomical structure
Molecular function (GO): transaldolase activity
Source: RefSeq, a predicted model, not a curated record